Molecule: messenger RNA, 678 nt
Organism: Brassica oleracea var. oleracea
Lineage: Eukaryota; Viridiplantae; Streptophyta; Magnoliopsida; Brassicales; Brassicaceae
Product: glutathione S-transferase T3-like
Exons: 1
Coding region: 1-678 (225 amino acids)
Source: RefSeq, a predicted model, not a curated record
AUGCCUACAGACGAUCAAGUGCUCAUAUCCUCUUGUUUAAACACAAGUAAAGAUCUGGUUGUAGGGAAUGAGCAACGAUCCAAAGCUUUUUGGCAAAGAAUUGCCACGUACUUCGUAGCAUCACCAAAGAUUGCAGUCAGUGUAAGAAGGGAGGCCGGUCACUGCAAGAAACGUUGGCACAAGAUCAAUGAUCUUGUUGGAAAGUUCUUUGGCGCGUUCGAAGCUGCAAGCAGAGAGAGAACCAGCGGGAAAAACGAUAACGACGUUCUCAAGCUAGCGCAUGAGAUCUUCUUCAACAACCACAACAAGAAGUUCACUCUCGAACAUGCGUGGAAAGGGCUUCGAAACGAUCAGAAAUGGUGUGACUUGUCAAGUUCUAAAACGGAGAGUAGCUGUAAAAGGAGGAAUCUCGACGACAGCGCACAAUCAUCAACCUCUCAAGCCUCUAAAUCCAUGACUGAUCGUCUCCCGGGUGUUAAGGCAGCUAAGGCCAACGGUAAGAAGAGAAAGCCAAAGGAAAGGCUGUCUGCGUUUGAGGGUAUGUGGAGCAUCAGGCAGGAGGAUUUGGCUAUCAAGAAAAGGCUCUCGAAGAUGAAGCUCCUUGAUAGCUUAAUUGCAAAAGUUGAGCCGCUAGCCGAGUAUGAAGAAGCCUUGAAAAAGAAACUCAUCAAUGAGUAA